AUGACUGCGACCAGCACUCGCUCUACUCGUAGAGCUGAGACUCUUGUCGCCCUCCCUCCACUCCCACACGCCCAUCGCACCACUGCCACUGCCACUGCCGCUGCCACGCGCCUGCACCAGCAGAACUCAAGCCGGCCCCUCAAGCGCCUGCACGACGCGACAAACCUGAGAUACGACCUCAAAUCCCCAAAGAAGGCCAAGAUCACGGUCGAGAUCCCUUCAAAGAGCCAGUAUCAGGCCAGGUUGUUCCCCGAGAACGUCGAUGCCAGGCAGCACCACCGCCCGACCUCGACCCACAAGCCCCCUAAGCAGGACCAUCGUCACCCUGCCAGCGCACCUGCUCCUCCGCCGCCGCCCGCUGCUUCCCACAGCCCAGCACCCGCGCCUGCACCCGCAACCGGCGAUGCAGCCACCUCCGCCGCCGAUGACUCCGCCGUCCCUACAAAACACAGAGAAAAGGUCGUCAAUGGGAUUAAGCAUGAGCUGGACAGGCUACAGCCCAGUUCUGCCGACAUGGCCGCCAGUAACGGCCAGGGGCGCAAGCUACGGUCGCAAGAGGGCGUCCGCUUCAAGAGCGAACUGUCGGCCUACUUUCCCGAGUAUGACGAAGUGAUCGGAAACGUGCCCAAGGAAGAACUUGUUGUCGACACAUAUCCGUCAUCCGCCUCCACCUCGGCGCCGCGCCACGAGCCCCACUCGACCCCCUCUACUUUCCCGACCCGCAGCUACGGCGACGAACUGUUUACAAAUCUCCAUGAUUCACAAACAAUCGAUCUUAGUUGGUUGGAGGGCCAGUACAAGGGCAAGACGCUGACCGAUCCACUGCCCGACUCUUAUUAUGAGUCAAUACACAGAAAGGAGUCUCGGAAUGAGAAGAUCACGAGGAACGCAGAGAGGGGCCGCUCCCAGCAUGAGAAGGCCCAGGUCAUCCGGCUGCUCGACGGCCUAAAGGGCCCUGAUUGGCUCAAGACCAUGGGCGUAAGCGGCAUCACAGAGAGCAAGAAGAAACAAUUUGAACCUGCUCGGGCGCAUUUCGUCCACAAAUGCGAGGUGGUCUUGGACAAAUUCGCGAAGUGGGCUGCUGAGGAGAAGAGGCUCAAACUCGAGAAGGAGCGCGCUGCGAAAGAGAGCCGUGCAUCACAGGAGACAGACUCGUCCAAGGCUGAGGACGACGAGGAAGAUGACGAAUCGGCGGAGGAAUCGGCGGACGAACUGGAAGAUGGCGAGGAAGGUGGCGAGGAGGCGGACACCAGUGAUAGCGAUCCACCUGACAUGAGCGACGUCGACGCAUCGGCUAAGCAACUGCACGAGGAGGCCAUGGCCAGGUCCCGCUUGGCUGCAAAGUCAGCCAGACGACGUCCGCCUCUGGCGCUGUCACCGCCUCCUCCACAAGCAGAGUUCACUUCGUUCUUCAAGAAGCCAUAUCAGCGGGAUGCCGCGCUUAAUAAGUCUCGGCGACGCGGGAGGACGGUGCUCGCGUGGGGGCAGACUCUGCCUGAGCUCGAGGAGCAAGACUUUGUUCUGCCGGAAGAAUAUCGAGAUGAAGAGAUGCUCAAGGCGCGGGAGCGACGACUGAGGAUCCUCCGACGUGGCUCAAGGCAUCGUGGCUGA
This is a messenger RNA of Diaporthe citri, 1611 nucleotides long. RefSeq lists its product as uncharacterized. Bases 1 to 1611 code for a protein of 536 amino acids. The transcript has 2 exons. Gene Ontology annotation, molecular function: histone acetyltransferase activity. Lineage: Eukaryota; Fungi; Ascomycota; Sordariomycetes; Diaporthales; Diaporthaceae. The record is from RefSeq and is a predicted model, not a curated record. Gene Ontology annotation, cellular component: SAS acetyltransferase complex.